AUCGACAUAAUUAUCCUUCUAUUGGGAAUUACAAUAGGAUUAUUAGUUAUUGUAUGGCUCGAAAGAAAAAUAUCUGCGAGAAUACAACAACGCAUUGGACCUGAAUACGUCGGUCCUUUGGGAAUUAUUCAAGCCUUGACGGAUGGAAUAAAACUACUGCUAAAAGAGGAUAUUAUUCCAUCUAGGGGGGAUAUUUGGUUAUUUAGUAUUGGACCAGCAGUAGUGGUCAUACCUAUUUUUUUAGGCUAUUUAGUAAUUCCCUUUGGUCACCACAUUAUUUUAAUGGAUCUUAGUAUAGGCAUUUUUUUUUGGAUUGCAAUUUCAAGUAUUGCUCCCCUUGGACUGCUUAUAGCAGGAUAUGGAUCAAAUAAUAAAUUUUCUUUUUCAGGUGGUCUCCGAGCAGCUGCUCAAGCUAUUAGUUAUGAAAUUCCUUUAGCUUUAUGUGUGUUAUCUAUAUCUCUACAAUUAUCCAAUAGUUCAAGUACACUUGAUAUAGUUGAAGCACAAUGCAGAUAUGGUUUUUUAGGAUGGAAUUUGUGGCGCCAACCUAUAGGGUUUCUAGCUUUUUUCAUCUCAUCUCUGGCAGAAUGUGAGAGAUUUCCCUUUGACUUACCAGAAGCGGAAGAAGAAUUGGUAGUGGGUUAUCAAACUGAAUAG
This is a messenger RNA of Cryptomeria japonica (Japanese cedar), 657 nucleotides long. Its product is annotated as NAD(P)H-quinone oxidoreductase subunit 1, chloroplastic-like. Gene Ontology annotation, cellular component: membrane. Gene Ontology annotation, molecular function: NADH dehydrogenase activity. Gene Ontology annotation, biological process: aerobic respiration. NCBI's taxonomy places the organism in Eukaryota, Viridiplantae, Streptophyta, Pinopsida, Cupressales, Cupressaceae. The annotation marks the transcript as partial. The transcript is spliced from 2 exons. The record is from RefSeq and is a predicted model, not a curated record.